AUGUCCCAGUACUUUCUUGAUUACACAAGGAAAACAUGGAUCAAUGCACAGAUAGACUGUUUGAAUAAUGGUUCAAAGCUGACUGAGAUUGAAACUGUAGAAGAAUAUUAUUUUGUUAAGAGCAUUGCAGAUGAAAUGGAUACAGACUAUGUUCACAUCGGUGGUACUGACGCUUUUGAAGAAGGAAAUAUGAUCUGGUGGUCAACCUGUCAGCGCGUUAAUCUCAUUCACUGGUCUUCCAAUCAGCCUGAUAAUUAUCUUAACGAUGAACAUUGUUUGAAUCUGUGUAAAGCUGAGGAUUAUAAACUGAAUGACGGCAACUGUCAGUCGGAGUAUCCUUUUAUCUGUGAGCGUAGUGUUUGA
Saccostrea echinata is the source of this 363-nucleotide messenger RNA. Its product is annotated as C-type lectin 37Da-like. The transcript is spliced from 3 exons. Lineage: Eukaryota; Metazoa; Mollusca; Bivalvia; Ostreida; Ostreidae. The coding region runs from base 1 to 363 and encodes 120 amino acids. The record is from RefSeq and is a predicted model, not a curated record.